Messenger RNA from Striga asiatica, 435 nucleotides. NCBI's taxonomy places the organism in Eukaryota, Viridiplantae, Streptophyta, Magnoliopsida, Lamiales, Orobanchaceae. The record is from the annotation of a GenBank genome assembly.
AUGGAGUGGCAGCAAACCGCCGAAUUCGUUGUGGAACGUUUCUGCCGUUGUGGGAAAAAUGUGGUGACGAGAACAUCAUGGAGCGACGCCAAUCCUGGAAGAAGAUAUAUUUCAUGUGAAAAAUUUAAGGAGAAGGGAGGUUGCACUUAUUUUGUAUGGAUUGAGAGACCACUUUGUCCUAGGGCUUGCCAAAUCAUUCCCGGGCUGUUGAGACGAGCAAAUAAGUUUGAAGCUGAAGCUGAGAUGCUCCAAGCAGAUGUUAAUAAUCUUGAAGUGGAACAAAAACAAAUGUUGGCAAAAGUUGAGAAACUUGAAGCAACUAUAAAGAGCAAGAGAUUUAGGGAGCGAUUGUGUUGCAAUGUAGUAGUUAUGAGAUUUGUUAAAAUUGACCAUGUUUCCUUUGCAGUUGUGAACAAUAUUUUUAUUGUAAUGUGA